Jaculus jaculus (lesser Egyptian jerboa) is the source of this 1259-nucleotide messenger RNA. Its product is annotated as SEC14-like protein 4. The record is from RefSeq and is a predicted model, not a curated record. NCBI's taxonomy places the organism in Eukaryota, Metazoa, Chordata, Mammalia, Rodentia, Dipodidae. The coding region runs from base 1 to 1221 and encodes 406 amino acids. The transcript has 12 exons. Gene Ontology annotation, cellular component: cytoplasm.
AUGAGCGGCCGAGUGGGGGACCUGAGCCCGCAGCAGCAGGAGACGCUGACCAGGUUCCGAGACAGCCUCCAGGAUGUGCUGCCCACCCUGCCCAAGGCUGAUGACUGCUUCCUCCUGCGCUGGCUCCGAGCUCGGAACUUUGACCUGAAGAAAUCUGAGAACAUGCUCCGGAAGCAUUUGGAGUUCCGGAAACAGCAGGACCUGGACCACAUCCUCUCGUGGCAGCCUUCGGAGGUGGUCCAGCUGUAUGACUCAGGUGGUCUGUGUGGUUAUGACUACGAGGGAUGCCCUGUGUGGUUUGACAUCAUCGGGAGCCUGGACCCCAAGGGUCUCCUCCUGUCAGCUUCCAAGCAGGAGCUGAUCCGGAAGCGCAUCCAGAACUUGGAGAUACUUCUGCGGGAGUGUGAGCUGCAGAGUGAGAAGCUGGGCAGGAAGAUUGAGACGAUGCUCAUGGUAUUUGACAUGGAGGGGCUGGGCCUGAGGCACCUGUGGAAGCCAGCUGUGGAGGUCUACCAGCAGUUUUUUGCCAUCUUGGAAGCAAAUUAUCCAGAGACGGUGAAGAAUUUAGUUGUUGUCCGCGCCCCCAAGCUUUUUCCAGUGGCCUUCAACCUAGUCAAGUCGUUCAUGAGUGUGGAGACACAAAAGAAGAUACUGAUUCUGGGAGGCAACUGGAAGCAGGAGCUUUCCAAGCUCAUCAGUUCUGACCAGCUGCCUGUGGAGUUUGGGGGGACCAUGACUGACCCUGAUGGCAACCCCAAGUGCUUGACCAAGAUCAACUACGGGGGUGAAGUACCCAAGAGUUACCACCAGGGCAGGCAGGAGAGCCUGCAGUAUGAGCACACGGCGCCGGUGGGCCGGGGGUCCACCCAGCAGGUGGAACAGGAGAUCCUGUUCCCGGGCUGUGUGCUCAGGUGGCAGUUUGCCUCGGAUGGUGGAGACAUCGGCUUUGGUAUUUUCCUAAAGACCAGGAUGGGGGAGCGGCAGAAAGCUGGGGAGAUGGCAGAGGUGGUACCCAGCCAGCGCUACAAUGCCCACAUGGUGCCCGAGGAUGGGAGCCUCACCUGCCUCAAGGCUGGAGUCUAUGUCCUACGUUUUGACAACACCUACAGCCUGCUGCACCCCAAGAAGAUCAGCUACACGGUGGAAGUGCUUCUCCCAGACAGGGCGUGCGAGGAGAAGUUACAGGGUCUCGAGGCCACGAGACCCCCCUCAGGGCAGUGAAGAGCCGGCCGCCUCUGCUCCUGCUCCCUCCAACUCCU